CCACAAACAUGGCCACAUGGACCUCCUUAACAUCUCCUACCCUUUUCCUUGUUCUUCAUCUCCUUGCAUGGGCACCUUCACUACUAUGGGCUCGCCCUGCUACCUUCCUCCAGGACUUCCGUAUUACUUGGUCUGAUUCCCAUAUCAGGCAAAUCAAUGGAGGCAUGGCCAUCCAAUUGGUCCUUGACAAAACUUCAGGUUGUGGGUUUGUCUCCAAGAACCAAUACUUGUUUGGGCGUGUCAGCAUGAAGAUCAAACUCAUUCCUGGUGACUCUGCCGGCACUGUCACUGCCUUCUAUAUGAAUUCCAACACAAACACUGUUCGUGACGAAUUGGAUUUCGAGUUCUUGGGGAAUCGAAGUGGGCAACCAUACACAGUCCAAACCAAUGUGUAUGCUCAUGGGAAAGGUGAUAGAGAACAGAGGAUCAAUCUCUGGUUCGACCCAUCUGCAGAUUUCCAUACUUAUUCCAUUCUAUGGAAUCACCACCAUGUCGUGUUCUAUGUCGAUGAAAUACCCAUCAGGGUUUACAAGAAUAAUGAGGCAAGAGGGAUUCCCUACCCCAAAUUCCAACCCAUGGGGGUGUACUCUACUUUGUGGGAAGCAGAUAACUGGGCCACAAGGGGUGGACUUGAGAAGAUCGAUUGGAGCAAAGCACCUUUCUAUGCUUACUAUAAGGACUUCGACAUUGAGGGUUGCCCUGUCCCAGGCCCUGCAACCUGUGCCUCCAACCCCAUGAACUGGUGGGAGGGCCCUGCUUACCAGCAACUUGAUGCCAAUCAAGCUAGAAGAUACAGGUGGGUCCGCCUGAAUCACAUGAUCUACGACUAUUGUGCCGACAGAUCCCGCUAUCCCGCCGUCCCACCGGAAUGUGUUGCAGGCAUCUAAUCGAAUGAUCGAUCAGUGAUAACUCUUA
Messenger RNA from Telopea speciosissima, 915 nucleotides. Its product is annotated as probable xyloglucan endotransglucosylase/hydrolase protein 6. Bases 9 to 887 code for a protein of 292 amino acids. Lineage: Eukaryota; Viridiplantae; Streptophyta; Magnoliopsida; Proteales; Proteaceae. Gene Ontology annotation, cellular component: apoplast; cell wall. Gene Ontology annotation, biological process: cell wall biogenesis; xyloglucan metabolic process. The transcript is spliced from 4 exons. The record is from RefSeq and is a predicted model, not a curated record. Gene Ontology annotation, molecular function: hydrolase activity, hydrolyzing O-glycosyl compounds; xyloglucan:xyloglucosyl transferase activity.